Molecule: messenger RNA, 2291 nt
Organism: Pseudophryne corroboree (corroboree frog)
Lineage: Eukaryota; Metazoa; Chordata; Amphibia; Anura; Myobatrachidae
Product: 4-galactosyl-N-acetylglucosaminide 3-alpha-L-fucosyltransferase FUT6-like
Exons: 2
Coding region: 137-1177 (346 amino acids)
Cellular component (GO): membrane
Molecular function (GO): alpha-(1->3)-fucosyltransferase activity
Source: RefSeq, a predicted model, not a curated record
AAAUGUAUGCAAGGAAUAUACGUUUAGGUCUGUUUAUGCGGAAUCUGUGCAAAAUUUAAGGGGACAACUCAAUUUCAAAGACUUUGACAUAGCUUCUGGCUUUACUAUAAUAAGAUUUUCAGGUGGAAAUUGGACUAUGAGGAAACAAUAUAUUCAGUGGGUUUCCUUCUUUGCUAUACAGACAUUUAUUAUUUUUGCCUACUUCACGUUCACUGACACCAGAUCUAACAUUCAAUCGCAGUUCAUCAAAAGCCAAACUUACUCCAAAGUGGAAAAUGAAAAAAAAAAUCUAAUCCUUUUGUGGACUUGGCCAUUUGGUAAACAGUUUCCACUAAAUCAGUGCCUAGAAUCUUCAUAUGGCAGUAGUUGUACAUUUACAAGUAACCGAAGUUAUUAUCAUUUGGCAGAUGCUGUGGUCAUCCAUCAUAGGGAUGUGAGCACCUCUAUGGACCUGUUGCCCCAGAUCCCAAGACCAACAACGCAGUACUGGGUUUGGUUCAACCUAGAGCCUCCAAACAACUGCCCUAACCUGAAGAUGAUGGACAACCUAUUCAACCUCACUAUGACUUAUCGGGCAGACUCUGAUAUUUUUACUCCUUAUGGUUGGCUAGAGAGACAUGAUGGAACUGGAAGCAUCAGCAUACCUACAAAAUCCAAGCUUUUGGCUUGGGUUGUGAGCAACUGGGACCCACAGUAUGAAAGAACUAAAUACUUUGAAGAUCUGAAACAUUACAUAGACAUUGAUGUAUAUGGAAAAUAUAAUAUGUCAUUGUCAGUAUCUAAUCAAACUCUUACAUUGUCCAAAUACAAGUUCUAUCUCGCUUUUGAAAGUUCUGGGAAUACUGAUUAUAUUACAGAAAAGCUCUGGAACAAUGCUUUUCUUUCAGGGACUGUACCUAUUGUAAUGGGACCUCCCCGUGAAAACUAUGAACGUUUUAUACCGAAAGAUUCAUUUAUUCAUGUAAAUGACUUUUCUAAUGCCCAGGAGUUAGCUGCUUACAUUCUGGAACUAGACAAAGAUGACAAAAGGUAUCAAGAGUAUUUCAGGUGGAGAGAUGUGUUUCAACCUCGUCGAUCCAACGACUGGAACAUAUACUACUGCAAAGCUUGCAAAGUGUUAAAGGAUGCUCCAUCAUAUAGAACCAUGCCCAAUUUGGAUGAAUGGUUCCGAAAGUGAUUUUAUAAGUAAUGUAAAAAAAAGUUAAUCAUUUGAUACUCAAUCAACAAGACUAAAACUGUCACGAAUUAGGAGAAACACGUAUAAUUAGAAAUUGAACUAGUGUGGCAUAUUUCAGAUUCUGAAGAAGAAAACAGUAGUAUUUAAAGACGUGUGGCAUAAUAGAUCCACGCAUAUUAGAUAGACAGUGGUUCAACCCCAUAUGGUCGACAUGAAAAAGGACUACAGGAUCAAAAGGUCGACAGAGUCAAAAGUCUGUCAGUGAAAUGUGGACUGUAUCUAAGGUUGACAGGGACAAAUUCAUCAGGGUUAAAAGGUCGACAUGGGAAUGGUCAACACAAAAAAGGUCAACACACAUUUUUUUAUGUUUAUUGGAAAAAAUGUGUCCAUUUCACAGUCUGUGACCAUGAUUAAUGCAAACGUAGAUGCUCCCCAUGUUUCGGGCAAGGUACUAUUCCCAAUUGUAGUCCACAUGAAAGAUAAAUGAAGCAAAAGCUUAAAAAAAUGAAAAAAAAUCCAAAAACACUUGUGUCAAACAUUGUCAUGUCAAUCUUUUGAUCCUGUCGACCAUGAGCACAGUUGGACCCCUGCAUUUACUAUUGGUCUGUCAUCUUGCCACCGUUGUUUGCUCAUUACAUCAGCUAAUUAAGGAUCGGAGAGGAGAGAGACCACGCUACGGUGCCUGCAGACGGCACACAGAAGUGAGGACUCACAGAGCCUGGAGAUCAGGUGCUUUCAACAAACAGGCGCCAGCAUUGGUGCCGGAUCCCGCAGCCAGAGACCGCCUCGUUGCACACUGGGUCUCUCCGUGCCGUCAUCGAUGAUAAAAGCCGCAUGUAAGGCUUCACUGCGGAGCGCUGUCACUCAUUACAAAUUUCAUUAAUAGGUGGCAAGAUUAACUGGAACUCUAGACACAUAGUAACUAUCCAGGAAUCUUGAGUGUUACACAGGUUCUCACUACAGCUGGGAUUGAUUAUAUCAGCGGACCUGUGUCUGUGGACUGAGUUACAACUAUAGUUCAGCAUUAUACCAUUCUGUGCACAGAAACAUUUUAGGUUCCACCUCCUUUGAAUGUUUAAUAUAAUACAUUUGAUUUUAUGAUGUUAUGCAUAAG